AAAAAAAUUCGGUGCAUCGGAUCACUGGCGUGCCCCACCAUGUCAGACACGGCUGUGGACACCAGCUCCGAGAUCACCACCAGGGACUUAAAGAAGGAUGUUGUGAAGGCAGAAAAUGGAAGAGAUGCACCUGUGAAUGGAAACGCUAAUGAAAAUGGAGAGCUGGAGGCUGACAAUGAGGUAGAAGAAGGAGAGGAGAAAGAGGAAGGUGAUGGUGAGGAAGAGGAUGGAGAUGAAGAUAAGGAGGCUGAGGCAUCUACGGGCACACGGGCAACUGAGGAUGAUGAGGAUGACUAGACAGCAAAAAAGGAAAAGUUACACUUAAAAGAAAAAAGGACUCCGUGACCUAGUC
This is a messenger RNA of Myotis davidii, 352 nucleotides long. RefSeq names its product prothymosin alpha-like. Lineage: Eukaryota; Metazoa; Chordata; Mammalia; Chiroptera; Vespertilionidae. The transcript has a single exon. Gene Ontology annotation, cellular component: nucleus. Gene Ontology annotation, molecular function: histone binding. Gene Ontology annotation, biological process: positive regulation of transcription by RNA polymerase II; negative regulation of apoptotic process. The record is from RefSeq and is a predicted model, not a curated record. The coding region runs from base 40 to 297 and encodes 85 amino acids.